Messenger RNA from Bolinopsis microptera, 1166 nucleotides. RefSeq names its product leukocyte surface antigen CD53-like. The record is from RefSeq and is a predicted model, not a curated record. Gene Ontology annotation, cellular component: plasma membrane. Bases 16 to 933 code for a protein of 305 amino acids. The transcript is spliced from 9 exons. Lineage: Eukaryota; Metazoa; Ctenophora; Tentaculata; Lobata; Bolinopsidae.
AAUUUAAAGCAAGAAAUGGCUGACGGUAGACAGAGUAUGAACAGUAGACAGCGAUCAGAUCACCUAUCAAUAUCAUCAGGGAGCUCUACUUGCUGUUCACAUCUUUGUUCACAAGUCAUCAGAACAGUCCUCUUCAUCUUCAACUUCAUAUUCUGGGCACUAGGCGGCACAUUACUAGUACUAGGAGUUUACCUGAAGAUAGAAUACAAGUCUCUAGACAACAUCUCUGACGAUAACUUUGGAACAUGGAUGUACGGACUCAUCAUCGUCGGCUCCGUGAUAUUCGUGAUAUCAUUCUUAGGGUGCUGUGGAACUCUGCUUCAAUCUAAUAACUUUUUAAUGCUGUAUUUCAUGCUCCUCAUUUUGUUGGUCUUUGGCCAAAUUGGAUGUGGUAUAUGGGCCUAUACCAUCAGAGAUAAGAUAUUUAUCGACCUAGAAGAGGGGCUCGAGAGUGCAGUUGCUGAAUACAAUAACACUAAAUCUAAUGGAAAUGAGUCUGUUAUCAAAGAUUCCAUUGAUUCCAUUCAGACGAUAUUCAAGUGUUGCGGACACAACGGCCGGGCUGACUAUAACGGAGACCCUCCUCGGAGCUGCUGUCCUCGGACGGAACACGAUCUACCUCACUGUUCCGAGGAAACAUAUCAUAAUGUGGGCUGCAAAGAAAAGAUACCUCAGGAUGUUACAAAGAACCUGUGGUUAAUAGGCAUAAUAUUAGGAGUCCUUCUAUUCUUAGAGAUAGUGUGUGGGGUGGCGUACCUUAUCAUGAAGUAUAACAGCGAGGACUCCUAUACCCUCAUAAACCGGAGGUCCUCCGCGGAAAAGUACCCUGCUAAGUACUACUGCACACAACCCUGUUGCGGGCCUGUCAGCAGGAUGUUAUCUGAGGGUUCAAAUCGUGAAGGCGGACAUCAACAGAUGGCAAAACUCCUAUAGUUAGUUUUACCACGUGACAAAAUCGUGAAAAUGUGAUUCAUAAGCUUUGAAGAGCGAUAUGAGAAGUAAGAUUAACGACGCUGGAAGUCCUCUCACAUAGAAUAAAUAAGCAACCCCUUAACGGUUAACCUGGAGGGCCACUACUUCCUGAAAAAUGUAGAGGAAAUUACGACUUCGUGAAACUGAUAAAGUUAGGCAAAUAGUGACAGAGCAUGGUUAUUUGAAUUGGUUGA